AUGGUAAAGAAAAAGACUAGUAUGAAAGAUCAUGCCCAAGGCACUAUCUCAAUGCAUGCUUUUAUGGAGAGAAUUCAAAAGAAUAAGGCUGGUAGUAAUAAUAAUGGUGACUCGCAAACAAGUGACUCUACUACAGCUACUGCUACCUCUACUCCAACCAAAUCUCCUUCUGUCAAAAAGGUUGAACCUUCGUCAUCAUCAUCAUCGACAACAUCAACAUCAUCGACAAAAUCAAAGGAUAAGAGAAAUAGUGUAGAUUCAAGUAGUAAAUCAUCUUCAUCAUCAUCAUCAAAGACAUCAAUUCUAAAAAAGAGAAAGGAUAUGGAUCAUGAUAGUCACGAUGAUGAUGAGCCAGACAAUCGUAGUGACAAGAAAAAACAAGAAAAGAAGGGUUCAGGAUCAGGUAAUGGUGAAAGUAAAAAGUCAUCAUCCUCCUCAUCUUCAUCCUCCAAACAAUCAAGUAAGAUUAAAGAUGAUAUCUUUGAUGACGAUGAUAUUUUCCAAGAAGAUUCAGACAAGGAGAAUAGAACAACUCAUCAUAGAUUGAAAAAGACAAAGACUGUAGCUGCUCCUGCUCCUGCUGUUGAACCUUCACCAAAAAAGAAGAAAAAGCAAAGUACUACUAGCAAAUCUCCAUCUUCAACACCAACCAAAUCAUCAACAAACAAACUUAAUUUCAACAACAAUAAUGGCGGUGGAAACGGUGAGCAACCAUCCACCCCAAUUAAAAUGGAAUCACUUACAUCAUCCUUGUCAGUCAAGUCGGAAAAGGAAAAGAGUGAUAAACAUUCUCAUUCAAAAGAUACCAAAGAUACUACUACUAAACGUCACCAAUCACCUUCUAAACAACAACAACAUCAAUCACCUGCAAAGAGUGCGAUAGAUGCAUUCUUUUCUCCAUCUAAACAAUCAUCAUCUUCAUCUUCAAAAGUUGCACCACCUGCAACACCUGAAAAGAAAGAACCAACUCCUCAAAUUAUACCUUCUUUUAAAAAGGAAAAGGUUAAUAUGUUGGAUGAAUACAUACCGAGUCAUGAUGAUGAUGAUACUGAAGAGGAUAUUGAAAUGUCUGAUGAUGCAGGUGUUGCAGAUAAUUUUGAUCAACAACAACAACAACAAAAGCAAAAGGAAAAGGAAAAGGAAACUGAAAUGGAAUUGGAGAAACGGUCAAAGGAAAGUUUUAUGAUUCAGAAAAAGAUGAAGAUGGAAGAAGAAAAGGCUAAAAAGGAAAAAGAACAAUCUUCCAUGUUGUUUAAUGAUGAUGAUCAAAAGGAAAAGGAAGAAAGAGCUAAAAAGGAAAAAGAACAAUUGUUGGAAAAAGAAAGAAUUAAAAAGGAACAAUUGGAAAAGGAGGAAAGAGCUAAAAAGGAACAAUUGGAAAGAGAAAACAAGAUUAAAUUGGAAAAGGCCAAACAACUUGCUGAAAAGGAGAGAUUGGAAAAAGAGGAAAGAGAAAAGCAAAAGAAAAGAGUUAGUAUCGAGAAAAAGAAACAACAAGAAGAUCUUGAUGAUAUUGAUUCGACAGAUGAAGAAGCUGAUCGUGUAACAAGACAUAUUACUCCAACCAAACUUCAGCAACAACAACAACAACAGGAGAAAAAGACACCACCACCUCCAUCUUCUCUUAAAAAACUCACAUCUGGUAUCUAUGCACCUGAUAGUAUAUUUGAUGAUGACGAUGAAGAUGAUAUCUAUUCAACUAUAAAAUCAUCUCAAAAGAGAGAUAAUAGUAUUAGUAGUAGUAGUACUACAACUACUCCAAUGUCACCAAAACCAAACAAAAACUAUGAUGUUUCAAAACAACUAAACUCUGUCAAAAAGGAACCAAAGAAUGACGGUGAUAAUGAAGAUUUAACUGAAGAGGAAACACAAGACAUGCGAGAAACACGUGCACUCAGUAAAGAUAAAUUGAUUGGUUCAUUGAUACACGAGGAUCAAGUCAAACAUGAACAACAUCACGAUACAAAACCAUCAACACCAUCGAAACCAUCUAUAUUGGUUAGAAAAACACCUGCCAAACCAUCAACUCCCUCUUCUACUUCCACUUCAACAACAACAACUAAAAACAAUAUUACAAAGACUAUUGUUCACAAUAAUACACCAAUCAAGGUAGCAGCACCAUCACCUGCCAAGGUUGUAGAACCUCCAUCACCUGCCAAACCAAACAAACCCACUCCCAAGAGAAAGGCAGGUGCAAAGGAACCGGCACCUGAAAAGACAGAAGAGGAAAAGAGAAUAGCCAAGGAGAAGCAAAGACAAUUCCUCAUGAAGGGAGGCAAGUGUGCACCACCACCCAACAAGGGUUCCAAGCCUGAACCACGUGGUGCUCCAAAAUGUCUAGCCAAAAAGUACUUUACCGUCACUGGUGUAUUGGACUGCUUUGAAAGAACUGAAAUCAAAGGAUUUGUCCAAUUGUAUGGAGGUCAAUUCUCUGACAAUGUCAUUAAAAAGAUUACUCAUGUGGUCGUUGGAGAAGGUGGUGGUGAAAAGAAAAAAGAAAUAAUUGACGAUAGAUUAAGGGAAAAGAGUAUUGUUGUCCUUACAGAAGAUGAAUUUUUGGCCAUGAUCAAUAAUUCAUUUGAUCAAGGUAGUGAUAGAGACAUGUCUCCCCAACAACAACAAGAUGAUGAAAUGGAUUUGGAUGAAAUUGAAAAUAGUGAUAGUGAUAGAGAUAGAACAACAACAUCAACUAGUACUACUACUAGUACUAGUAAUAGUGGUAAUAAUAGUUAUAGUUCAACUCCACCAAUCAUUAAAGACUCUGAAUCUGAAAGUGAUAGAGAUAUUAAACGACCAAUGCCAACAGCUGCUCCAAUAGCAAAGAAAACAAUUUCAUUGUCUAUAUCCAAAUCAAAACCAACUAAUAGUAAUAAUAUUAAUAAUAAUAAUAUCAAUAAUAAUAGUAAUGGUGAAUUUAGACAAGCACAAGUAUCAAGUAAACAAAUGGGAUUUGCACCAGCAAGUAAUCAAAGAUUUGUCAAUGCAAUGAGUGAUUCUGUUCAAAGUGAUAUGGAUUUGAUCAAACUUCCAGCAUCAUUUAAAAACAUUAAAAAAGGAAAUGAUAUGAUGUGGGUCGAUAAAUACAAGCCAACCACUAGUUCCGAUAUCAUUGGUAAUCCUGGUAUGAUUUCUCAUCUCAAAGAGUUUCUAAUGGAUUUUGACAAACCUCUUAGAAAAUACAAGCUCAAUGCUGUAUUGAUUGCUGGUCCACCAGGUAUUGGAAAGACAACUUGUGCUAGUAUGAUACUCAAGGAAAUGGGUUACGAUGUCAUUGAAAUGAAUGCUUCAGAUACUAGAAGUAAAAAUGAUAUUGAUCAUUUAUUAGGUGGUGUAUCUGAUAAUACUUCAAUUACUCAAUUCUUUUCUGUUAAUAAACAAGUAAAAACAAAGAAAAAAGCAAUUAUUAUGGAUGAAGUUGAUGGAUCAUCAGGUAAUAAUGAUAGAGGCGGUAUAAAGGAAAUCAUUGGUAUGAUUAAAACGAGCAAGGUACCAUUUAUUUGUAUAUGUAAUGAUUAUUAUAGUACAAAGAUCAAAUCUUUGAAAUCAUAUUGUCUAGAAAUGAGAUUUAAUCGUCCAACUCCCAAACAAGUAUCAGACAGACUAUUGCAAAUUGCCAAAAAUGAAGGAAUGCAAUUAAAUCAAUACAUGGCCGAGAAAUUAUUUCUCUCAACCAAAAAUGAUAUUCGUCAAACUAUUCAUUUAAUGCAAAUGUUGAAUAGAGGAAAUAAUGAAAAAAUUAAUCCUUUAAAUAUUGAUAAAAAGAUUGAAAUGGCAGUAAAAGAUUUUGAAACAAGUCCAUUUGAAGCUAGUAGUGUUUUAUUAUCAAGUGCAAACAAAACAUUAAAUGAAAGAAUGGAAUUAUAUUUUAGUGAUUAUAAUUUAAUUCCAUUGAUGGUUCAAGAAAAUUAUUUGACAAAUGUACCUAGAAAUCAAACUACCGAUAGAAAGGGAUAUACAAACGAAAUGGAAUUAUUCUCAAAGGCUGCAGAAUCUAUUAGUGAAUCUGAUGUUGUUAGCAAGGAAAUUUAUUCUCAUCAAAGUUUUGAAUUAUUACCAACCUAUGCUAUCAUGUCUACUAUUAUUCCAUGUCAUUUAAUUCAUGGAAGUAGUACAAAUUUUUAUCCAACUUUUCCUCAAUAUCUUGGAAAACAAUCAAAUUAUGGUAAACAAAAAAGAUUUGUAUCUGAACUUCAAUUACAUAUGAGAUCAUCAUCGGCUCAAUCACUUGCCAAUAAGAGUGAAACUAGACUUUACUAUACUCCCAUGUUUAAACAUUACAUGGUACAACCAAUGAUUAGAGACAAGGCUGAUGGUGUUGAAUCGGUUAUUGAUUUUAUGGACGAGUAUGGCCUCACUGAAGAAGAUCGUGACGACGUGAUCGAAUUGACAACUUGGGGUGUAAAGGUUGAAGAAUCUGAGGAAUUAAAGUCUAUCCCACCAGCUGUCAAAUCCUCAUUUACCAGAAAAUGGAGAGCUGGUUCACAUGCAGUUUAUGAUGUUUCAAUGUCUGCAACCAGAGGUAACAGUGUCUCUGACCACGCCUCUACAAUGGACUUUGAAGAAGCCGGUGCACAAGAAGAGUCAACUGCCAAGAUUGAAGAAGAGGAAGAUCAACAAUCAGAAGAACAAGCUCAACAAGAUGUAGUGGAUAAAUUAAUUAAACCUUCCAAAAGUAGUUCAAAACAACCUGCCAAAGCUGCUGCCAAAAAGAAACCUGCUGCUACUAAAAAAAAAUAA
This is a messenger RNA of Cavenderia fasciculata, 4737 nucleotides long. It is a transcript of the gene rfc1, whose product is annotated as replication factor C subunit. NCBI's taxonomy places the organism in Eukaryota, Evosea, Eumycetozoa, Acytosteliales, Cavenderiaceae. Bases 1 to 4737 code for a protein of 1578 amino acids. The record is from RefSeq and is a predicted model, not a curated record. Gene Ontology annotation, molecular function: ATP binding; DNA binding; DNA clamp loader activity. Gene Ontology annotation, cellular component: nucleus; DNA replication factor C complex. Gene Ontology annotation, biological process: DNA replication. The transcript has 5 exons.